AUGUCUGCGUCGCUACCCGGCAGUCGCGACCUGCCUGCCUCUCAGUAUGAUCUCUCGACUUACUGGGGGCGUGUCAAGCAAGCGGCACAGAUAUCAGAUCCGAGGACCCUGUUUGUCUCCCGGUCCGGCCUCGAACAUGCCAAACAACUUGUCUCGGCGUACAAGACGGGGCAGAUGAAGGAGAUGACAUCAGAGCUAUGGCAGGCGAAAAAAAUUGUGGACUCGACACUUCAUCCUGAUACCGGAGAGCCAGUGUUCCUCCCGUUCCGCAUGUCAUGCUUUGUCAUCUCCAAUCUGGUGGUGACGGCAGGCAUGCUGACACCGAAUCUCACUACCACAGGCACGGUGGCGUGGCAGAUCAUCAACCAGUCUCUCAAUGUGGCCAUCAACAGUGCGAACGCCAACAAGUCAUCUCCGCUGUCCACAAAGACAAUGGUUGAGAGCUAUUUGCUGGCAGUCUCCGCAUCUUGCUCCGUUGCCGUGGGGCUGAAUGCGAUUGUUCCCCGACUGAAGCGUGUGUCACCCAACACGAAAAUCAUCCUGAGCCGUCUAGUGCCUUUUGCAGCCGUCGCGUCCGCUGGUGCAUUGAACGUCUUUCUUAUGCGAGGGGAGGAGAUCCGCCGCGGGAUUGACGUCUUCCCUGUCCAGUCCGACGCAGAAAAGGCUGAGCGGGAGAAGACGGGUAAGGAGGUUGAGAGCCUGGGCAAGUCUCGAAAGGCGGCAAUUAUGGCGGUGGGAGAGACGGCCAUCUCACGGGUCUUGAAUGCAACUCCAAUCAUGGUCAUUCCUCCGCUCGUCCUCGUCCGGUUGCAAAAGACAGAAUGGUUGAAACAGCGGCCCAGAAUGGUGCUACCUGUGAAUCUCGGUCUUAUCCUCACCACGAGUAUCUUCGCUUUACCUCUUGCGUUGGCCGUAUUCCCCCAGCGUCAAGCGGUCAGUGCCCGAACCCUGGAGAAAGAGUUUUGGAACAAGGGCGGAGAAGGGGGCUUGGUGGAGUUUAACCGGGGAAUAUGA
Messenger RNA from Capronia coronata CBS 617.96, 1014 nucleotides. RefSeq lists its product as uncharacterized. Bases 1 to 1014 code for a protein of 337 amino acids. Gene Ontology annotation, cellular component: mitochondrial inner membrane. The record is from RefSeq and is a predicted model, not a curated record. Gene Ontology annotation, biological process: mitochondrial transmembrane transport; monoatomic ion transport. Gene Ontology annotation, molecular function: monoatomic ion transmembrane transporter activity. The transcript has 4 exons. NCBI's taxonomy places the organism in Eukaryota, Fungi, Ascomycota, Eurotiomycetes, Chaetothyriales, Herpotrichiellaceae.